Guillardia theta CCMP2712 is the source of this 1701-nucleotide messenger RNA. RefSeq lists its product as hypothetical. Gene Ontology annotation, biological process: tRNA 5'-leader removal. The record is from RefSeq and is a predicted model, not a curated record. The transcript has 34 exons. Bases 1 to 1701 code for a protein of 566 amino acids. NCBI's taxonomy places the organism in Eukaryota, Cryptophyceae, Pyrenomonadales, Geminigeraceae. Gene Ontology annotation, molecular function: ribonuclease P activity; protein binding.
AUGCUAGCACGUGGCAAAGAUGUCCCAGAUGGCAAACAAUUCAGAAAAUCUGAGCUUCCGUCAAAAUUUGCUCCAGGGCACAAGACAAUGGAAGGGUUUGGGAAAUCAACACCGGAAGAGAUCAAAAGGAAAAAGAAGGAGAAGCAGGAAAGGAAACAUCAGCAAGCGAUGAGGGAGGAAAGGAACAGGCUGAAACGUCAGCGCGAGCAGGGACUUGACGCGAUCGAUGACGCAUCUCGCCCGAUAAAGACUCCUCGCAAGGAUGGUGAUGAUGUCAGCUCACAAGCUGCAGAACGACCAAAUAGACGUGAAAAGAAGAACGCAAAUCUGUCAGAAGAGGAUAGGAGAAGAAAUGAAUUCCGGAAUAAGUUGAAUUGUUGUAUGAGGAAUGCAGACUUCAAGAAAGCGAUUGAAAUCGUCAAGGACAUGGAAACAGAAAACUUUACACUUGAUCAGCAGCAAUACGCUCAAAUGUUCAACCUGUGCGCUUCUUCUGGAGAGGAUGACUGGAAGGAAGGCGAGAAGAUGCUUGACAAGUUGAACCGGGAAAUGAGAGAAAGCAAACUGACAGAGACCUCUAACGACGAAAAGAACUUGGCGUCCGGCAUCGUCAAGUUUUGUUCGUGUACAGGCAAACACAAAGAAGCUCUUGAAACUUGGACGCGAAUGGUGGAGGAGCGGGUGAGCAAGGGAGUGAUUAUGAUAAGGACCAAUGCAACAAACAGAGACAUGGAAGCGAUGUUCGACGUGUACAAGGACUCGCAGACUGAGGACGUGGACCUCCUCGAAGAGGAUUUCUUGAACAUUAUCAAGGCUUGUGUAGCAACUAAAAAGACAAAGCGCAUCUUUGAAGUGUUGGAAGCAAUGAUGGAGCUUAUCUACUCCCUCCAACCUGAAACUCUUCAAUCUCUCAAGCAAGUUUUUGAAUCGAUGGACCGAAGAUGUAAAUUCACUCACAUUAACGACCCGAAGGGAUUUUGUCCUGAAUGCAAGAAAAAUCUUAUUUCUCUGGAUCUCACCAAGGACAUGCUACUCGCCCUCAUCAGUUGGUUUCAGGAUGAGUUGUCGCAGCUCUGUGACCAAAUUAAUUCGCUCGCUCGAGUUGGAGAUGCUCAGUCCGCUGCCUUCGAUGCUUUCAAGAGCUGGCUUAACAGAUCGAGUCUCCCGGAUGUGAUCAUCGAUGGAGCCAACGUGGGAUAUUACAGCUUGCGACCAGAUCAAGGAGAAAAGCUCAGCUACAUGCAGGUCGACAAGAUCGUUCAAUGGUUCAAGGAGAGGAAGAUGAAGCCUCUGCUUGUCAUGCACUCGCGCCAUUUCCACAAAGACGCGCUCAAAGACAAACCGCAAGAAGCUUCGGUUGUGCAAAGGUUGGUGCAGAUGCUGAUGGGAGCGAGGAUGGAGGAGGCCAUGGAGGAGGCAAUGAACGAUGAUUGGUUCUGGUUGUAUGCUGGAGCAUGGUGUUCAAAGCAGAAAGGAAAAGUUUUCAUUGUCAGCAACGAUCAGAUGCGAGAUCAUCAUUUCCAGGCAUCUAGUUUGCAUUGGGUCAACUUUCACUUCGACGAACGUCAUGGCGCCUCUGACCCCGUCCUGGCGUUCCCCUCGGACUACUCCUACCGCAUGCAGCCGCGGCAAGACGAUCAAGCGAUGUGGCAUUUUCCGUCGGCCACCAAACAGUCAGACUGGCUCUGCUGCGCAAUCUGA